AUGAACAUCAAAGGAGGAUGUGAUACGCCCUUGAUACUAGCUAAGCUGCAUGGAAUCGGAAGCGGAUACGUGGAAGCGGAAGCGUUUGGAAGCGCCGAAGCGAGUUUUAAAAAAAAAGUAGGAAGCGGGAACGAUUUCACAGCGAUUCCACAGCGAUUCCGCUUCCGCUUCCGCUUCCGGAGAGGGAAUCGGAGCUUGGGUCACGCUUCCAUGCUUCGUAGGAUACUAGGCCGACCUUUCUUGGCCACUGCUGGAGCUAUCAUGGACUUCCAAACAGGCGAAUCUCUUUAG
Molecule: messenger RNA, 291 nt
Organism: Microthlaspi erraticum
Lineage: Eukaryota; Viridiplantae; Streptophyta; Magnoliopsida; Brassicales; Brassicaceae
Source: the annotation of a GenBank genome assembly